AUGCGCUUGCAUGCAACUUUCGUCUUCAUAUUAUUUCUACUUUCCCCUUUCGUCUCCACCGUGACUAUCGAGCACUACCGAACCGCAACAUGCAAGGGUAACCAUGUUACUUGCAGUGGGAUUCGGGAGUUCCAAUGCUGCAAUGUCAAGCCAAACCGCCAGUCCGUUUUCUCCUCUGCCAAAUUCCGCGGCUUGCCAACAACUGCAAUCGGAAACGUCUGCCGCCUAAAGGGAAGUAACGACUGCGGAUCGGUGCAGAAAUCAGUGAGGGGAUUGAAUCAAUGUGCCGCAUUGGGCAAUGCUCGGGGCUCCUUUUGGUUUGAUUGUCGGCGGAAUCGUCAAUGUUCCCGUCUCCAAAGCCGUGAGGAAGUCAAUGCUACCGCAGUCGACGGAUUUAUGGGUAGCCAGGCCAACGAGACCAUUCUGCCAAAUAUUGUGGGGAUCGGCGGCCAUCUAUUUCCAGUAUAUUAUGAUACCCCCGAGAACAUCACGGUCAUUUUGAUCGAGAUAUUUGAGAAUGAUGGAAGCUAUGAGGACGUUCCAGAGGAGGUGAGGGGUAUGGAAAUCACAGACGAAGAUGUGGACGAAGAUGUGGACGAAAAUGCAGACGGAGAUGAAGAAGACGCAGAAUGA
Molecule: messenger RNA, 633 nt
Organism: Aspergillus melleus
Lineage: Eukaryota; Fungi; Ascomycota; Eurotiomycetes; Eurotiales; Aspergillaceae
Exons: 1
Coding region: 1-633 (210 amino acids)
Source: RefSeq, a predicted model, not a curated record